This is a messenger RNA of Cryphonectria parasitica EP155, 2991 nucleotides long. RefSeq lists its product as uncharacterized. The transcript is spliced from 4 exons. The coding region runs from base 283 to 1275 and encodes 330 amino acids. The record is from RefSeq and is a predicted model, not a curated record. Lineage: Eukaryota; Fungi; Ascomycota; Sordariomycetes; Diaporthales; Cryphonectriaceae. Gene Ontology annotation, biological process: protein catabolic process. Gene Ontology annotation, molecular function: protein-N-terminal asparagine amidohydrolase activity; protein-N-terminal glutamine amidohydrolase activity.
CAGGAGGGCGCAAUAUCCGGUCUUUGUGAGGUCAAAAUUCACAAACCACUCAGAGGGUCUCGAGACCAGCUUCCGAUCGUUGGUUGCACUGCACUCGUACGGGCCACCUUCAGGAGGUCAAGCCACCGUUUGGUGAUUCUGUUUGACGCUGGUCGCUGAGAACACCAGCCCGUUCUCCUGAGAGUAAUCUUGAUCUCAUUACAUAGAGCUCGGCUCCCCAGAAUCUGAGGACUGGAAGGUCAGAAUUGUUAUUUCCUCCUCGGCUGCAACGCGUCGGUCAAGAUGAGGAUCGGCUGCCUGCAGUUCGCGCCCCACGUCGGGGACGUGGACAACAAUCUCAACCGUGCAGAUUCAGCACUCUCUCGAGCCAGCCAGGAUGACUUGGACAGCCUAGAUCUCUUGGUCCUACCAGAGAUGGCCUUCUCAGGCUACAACUUCAAGUCGCUCCAACAUGUCAUGCCAUUUCUCGAGUACGAGGGGAACGGGGUGAGCUCGUUAUGGGCGCGCACGAUGGCCCUGAAGCACAACUGCCACGUCGUGGUUGGGUACCCCGAACAGGUGGACGUCUCGCACAAGUGGCCCACCUCGCCCGAGUACUACAACUCCGCCAUCGUCAUCAAUAACGAGGGCGAGACCAUCGUCAACUACAGGAAACACUUCCUGUACAUGAUCGACGAGACCUGGGCGCUCGAGGGGCGCGACUUCGGCAGGGAGUUCAUACCCGGGCUGGGCCAGACGGCCAUGGGCAUCUGCAUGGAUAUCAACCCGUACAAGUUCGAGGCCCCCUGGCACGCAUUUGAGUUCGCCUUUCACGUCUUGGAGGUCAGGGCCAACCUGGUUAUCAUAUCUAUGGCGUGGCUUACGCGCGAGGAGGCUGCAACGUUUACCAGCAGACCCGAUGAGCCUGACAUGGAGACCUUGACAUACUGGGUGCAACGCAUGGAACCAAUCAUUCGCGCCGAAACUGAGGAUGAGAUCAUCGUGGUGUUGAGUAAUCGGUGCGGCAUCGAGGGCGAGACUGUUUACGCAGGGACAUCAACGGUGCUUGGAAUCAGGCACGGAGAGGUCAGCGUCUAUGGCCUCCUGGGCCGCUGUGAGAAGAAUCUCCUGGUUGUGGAUACAGACAACCCGCCCCUCGGCAAGCUUGUUCUUCGUCCCCAGGACAAUAUCGAGCCGCCUGCCGGCGAGCCUGUGCCAGCGGCUCCUGUCAAUGGUAUAUUGCCCGAGGAUGAGCUCGAGCUGGAAGACGAUGAGGACGUGGAGAUUUCCUCAUGAGAGUCUGUUUGGGCAAAAGAUGUCAAGGACGUUGAUGUGACGCUGGUGUCAAGCAACGAAGCCAGGCCUCCGAAAGCAGAAUCUAGCGCGCUUACUACGUCGAUGCGCAGACAAGCAGCUCACACUUGAGACCAACGGUAAGUUGUAGUACCCUUGACGGACAAUCGGCACGUGGUCCUUUUCACGUCUCAGUAGGUUGAGAGGUACGAAGGAGCUUGGUCCAACGGGCGGGACGCAGGAGCAGCAGUCUACGACGACCAGACCGACUGGAACAAUUGGCCUUUAAUGGGCCUUUCUGGGAAAGAUCUGAUGUCCAAGGAGCACAGAAAACCACCUGUCACUCGAGCGGCGCACCAGUGUUGCUCCCUGCGGUCUUCUCGACCACCAGGGGACGAGAUGCUCUGAACCUGGUCUGGCGUUUCGCGAGAUAUUCACGGCUUUGACUAUCGAACAUUAGUCCGCAGACAGCUUUUAGAGCGUUCGUAAGGCCUGUAAUGGACUUCAGGUCCGCUCUCGUUAUCGCAACAGGCUUGGCCUUCUUGGGGACUUUUGUUUUUGGGUGGGGGGUGGAGGACCUUGUGGCGAACUCGAGUGAAGAGAUGCCAUGAAGAGUAUCAGCUUCAAAAUGAGGCCAAUCUGACCUGGUCUGAACCUCUGCAAAGCGAAUCGGCGAAUCUACAGCUCAUGUCCGAAAUCUUGCCUCCAAUCCUGCGCCAGCCGAAUGCGCGUUCAUAGCCAUUGUAAGAAUUUGGGCGACCUUGUGUGUCAGCAACAGCCAUCGAUUUCUUGGUAGAGGAGCUAGACUCUGGAUGGAAAGAAGACAAAAAAAAAAGACAGGCAAGCAACUCUCCCGUUAUUCAGUCUAAGGCACGGUGGACAGGCUCUUUCAAAUCCUGCAGUACACCCGAAUCGCUCGGCACGCCGGACCACACACUUGGAUGGAUACUCUGCAUCAUAAGCGCCGCGUGAAAAGGGAAUCUCAUCUCGGCCGCUCGGUACCUCAUGCUCGACAAAACGAUUUCCAAGACGCCUUGAUGGAAAAUCGAGCCAUAUCCGGACGAUACCGCCCCUUCCAACAACUAGAGUCACGACAUCUGCAGCAUGUGGGUGAUUGCAAAAAGGCUAACAUCGUACUGUACUGUCAAGGUGCAUGGGUGCAUGGGCGAGAUGGGAUGUGUGAUGAGCCAACAUGGGUGGGCGCCCAUUGGGGGCGGGAUAUGCAGGAAAUGUGGGAACGUCCGUCGAGCUUGUCCUCUUCAGGGACGGCAAGGUUACUGCGGGCGCUUGCGGGACAGGGCGAGGGGCUGGGAAACGGCCAAUCACUGGACAGUGUUCAUCUUCAAGGUGUGAAGACUUGCAGGGGCCGCUGCGUGCAAUGCUCAUCACUGCAGGUGAUAUCGAAGACGCCCCCUCCUCUGACUGGUCAAUCCAGUGUGCCACCCUCAUGGUCCCAGAACACUAGCCAUGCUCGAGAGGGAAGGGGUCUUUUUCGGAGAUGUUGGGUGGCCACUUCGGAGGUCAUGAACGGCAAAGGCUGACUCUUCAUUCGUGGGCUUGGGUUGCAUUGGGAGGCCCAUGGUUCUCGCAUCUUGAACAGGCGAAUAAUUCUUUUACUAUGGUGGUCUGCCCACCUUCCACAACCUUGCGGUACUUCUAGGCUGGGAGACCUUGUAUCACAGCAAGUUCUGCAAGCAGACUCUACCACAUUUGUUCUCC